Leishmania braziliensis MHOM/BR/75/M2904 is the source of this 1536-nucleotide messenger RNA. RefSeq lists its product as hypothetical. Bases 1 to 1536 code for a protein of 511 amino acids. The transcript has a single exon. The record is from RefSeq and is a predicted model, not a curated record. NCBI's taxonomy places the organism in Eukaryota, Euglenozoa, Kinetoplastea, Trypanosomatida, Trypanosomatidae.
AUGCCUCCCCGAACGCAGAAGCGCCAGCGGACAGCAAGCGAGCUCAAGUUCCACCAUACGAAACGGAGGCGAGUCUCUGAGGCAUUGGUGGAGCGAGGCAUAGAGAGGGAGUUCGACCGCACAUUGCCGUUUUGGCGAUGCUUUAUUGACCUUCGCCUCGCCACUGGCCGCGUGCCGGAGAUCGUGAAGCGAAACACACAGGUGCUGUGUCGCAUUCCAUGCAAAGUGUUCAAGCGCGUUGAUGUGGUGUGGGCACGCACGACUGUCCAACUUCGACCUGUGCAUGUGCUGACGUGGCAGGAGCGAAAAAAUAGGACGCGGCCGCCACGCUUGAGUGCCAAGGUAUCGGCCGAAGCAGCUGCCGCGUGGGGGGUAGCAUCCGCUAAAGCAGGCAACAAGAUGCCCCCGCCUGGUACGGACACUGAUAGUGCGCUUCACAUAUACACGAUCGACACGGUUCACUUUGUCCAUGAAGACGCCUAUAAGAAAGGGACGGGUAGCGACCACAGCUUUCAUGUGCAAUCCGUGGUGUUCCGCGAUGCACCGCAUAUUCUGCAAUGCGUGGGCGGUUCUAUGGUGUCCUUCUCCUUCAUCAUCUACACGUCCUUGCGCCUCGCUCAUGCGUGUGCCGUGCGAAAGUGCACGACCCGGCAACUGGGUCGCGAACUUGAGGAGGUCAUGGCUGCGUGCAAUGAGAGCAGUACCUCCAUGUCCACCACAUCCACGAGCAAGGGUGCAAGCGGCGACUCCGCCGCUGGAGAUACAUCAGACACAAUGCAAGACGCAGAAGGCUCUUGGCACACCCACUCUACCACCCAGACUGGGCAGGAUUCACUUGCGCACAAGGAUCAUGGCAAGCGAAGUACUACCGCCACCGCGCUUUCGGGGCUGCGUGCGUGGUGUCCCCCUCCCACAACGCGUAGUCUCAUUCUCGGCAUGGGCGGCAACAGCAUGGCCCCUGCCCUCCGCCUCGUCCUCGGCGUCGAGGCGCCCAUCGAGGUCGUCGAGGUGGAGCCGGCCGUUGUCGCGUCGUGCAUGCAAAUGGGCACACUCCACGACGCUGACGCCAAGACGAAGGUGUACCUGCAAGAUGCCGGCAAGUGUCUUGCGACUCUUCCACAGAACGCGUAUGACUUUAUCUACAUGGACAUCUUCGAGCCGGUGCAAGCAACUAUGCGCAACCUGCACCCGUGGGUCCUGGCAGCACGCGAGCUUCUCAAACCAGGUGGUCUCUUGGUGAUGAAUGACCACCAUCUGCCCUCAGCUGAGGGUGUGGCACCAUAUGCGAAGGUCUUUGGCGAGGGGAACGUGCAGGCAGUGAAUGUCCGUGGAUGGAGUGAGAGCAUCGUGGUGUGUGUUACCCCAGGCGAUGCAGCGACUGACAAGUACUCGCUUGAAAUUUGCAAGACCCACGCAGACAUAUCGUUCAACAUUUACGAGACUCUCGUACCCGGGUGGCUGCCUCACUUUUCGUGGUUGGUGAAGGCAAAGACGUAUCGUCACGAUGGCGUGCGCUGCCGUCUGUGGACGUCAUGA